Ipomoea nil (Japanese morning glory) is the source of this 2176-nucleotide messenger RNA. Its product is annotated as protein WVD2-like 7. Lineage: Eukaryota; Viridiplantae; Streptophyta; Magnoliopsida; Solanales; Convolvulaceae. Bases 204 to 1838 code for a protein of 544 amino acids. The record is from RefSeq and is a predicted model, not a curated record. The transcript is spliced from 9 exons.
CCCAGAAGGAGCCACUCUCACAGGUCACCAUGAGUCCCUCUCAGUCCUCCACUCCUCCUUCACUUUCUUCUUAAAAUCUCUUUGAAAAAAAGGUCUCAAUCUUCAAAGCAUACAGCUUACUCUCUUGAUAUCUGCCUUUUGUCUAUCUCACCCAAUGUCUUCAACCAUAAAAAGGGUGUGAAUUGGGGGGUUAUCAGUUGAAAAUGGCGGGUGAGAUUGAAGAGCCUUUCAGGCAUAAUUUCCAGGCGGAUUCUCUUCACUCGGGUUCGAUCUCAUUUGGGCGGUUUAAGAAUGAGGAUUUGUGUUGGGAGAGGAGGUCUUCUUUCUCGCAUAACAGGUACCUUGAAGAGGUGGAGAGAUAUUCGAAGCCGGGUUCUGUAAUUGAGAAAAAGGCGAUACUCGAGGCUCAUUUUAAACGGAGGGCGCUUUUAAGCCAGAGUUCUUGCGAGUCUCGUAAUAGUGGUGGAGCGGAGUGCCAAACUAGCGGGAAUGAUCUAUCUGAGAAUAAUGCUCAUAGUGAGCGGGACGAUGAGAAUGUUAAUAGCACGGGGCAAUCUGCACACUUUAGUGUGACCGAGAGUACAGGGUACGAGGGGGAUUUCGAGCAUUUCAAUGAUUGUGGUUAUUCUGCACAGAGUCGUGAUGGAUCAGUGUUUGAUGGCGAGAAUGAAUUGACUGAAGGUGAACGAGAAGAGGGUUGUUCUCGGGUUACCGGGACAGUCAAUCCCGAGUCAGAAAUUCACGCCACCGAAGAGAAUUUUGGCGGUGAAAACGUGACAUCGAGUACUGCUGCUCCGAUUCCUACUUCUCCCGAGAUUGACAAGGACGAGAGCACAAAUUCAGAGCCUCGACCCGAAAUUAAACAAUCGAAUUCUAGAUUGUCUCUAGUUAAUCCUGCUAAGGUAACUGCAAUUAUAGUCUCAAAAGAUGCUACAAAAGACCCGGUAAAAGACGUUACGAGAAAACCUAGAAGGCCGAGUGGCAUUUCAUCAUCAGUGAGAGAAAAACCGGUUUCUGCUCCUGUUUAUUGUUCAGUGUCGAGAACACCAAAACAUGAGGUUUCAUCUAGCUAUAGCUCGAAAAGUAAAAGCGCUGAGAAGGAAAUGAGAACGAAAGAGAAGGCUCAUCAAGGCGUGGACAGGCGUAAAAGGGCGGUUGCUUCAGCUACACCGAGCGUGAAACAAAACGGUUCUGCUUUCAGUUUCAAAAGCGAAGAACGUGCCGAGAGGAGGAAGGAGUUCUCGAUGAAGCUGGAGGAGAAAAUGCAUGCAAAGGAAGCCGAGAUGAAUCAACUCCAAACGAGAAAGCAGGAAAAGUCGGAAGCUGAGAUACGAAGGCUGAGAAGAAGCCUGAAUUUCAAAGCAACUCCCAUGCCGUCUUUUUACCAUGAAGCCGGACAACAAUCAGAUCGAAACAAGAACAUGGCGAAUAGAUCCAACUCGAGUAAGCCACAAAGAAAGCAAUCAUCUUCAAGCACAGUAGGUGCCGAAAACGACACAUCUUCUUCGGGGGCGACAAAUAACGGAUCCCAUUUCGCCCGCAAACAUUUGGACUUCGGGGGCGCCUCGUCAACAAUCAAGCACCGGAAAACAAUCUCCUCCGAUGGCAGCGUGUCGUCUCCACUUCCCACUCCGGUAGUGAAGAACGAGCAAGAGACAACGAAGCAGAUUCCGAGCUCGAGAAAACCAAAAACACCAGACGCCAAUUCCAACAAGGUAAACAAAGGCCCCAAGGGUGAGAGGAAACCGAAGAUUAGUAGUGCAAUGAGAACUAGCAACAAUGUUAUCAAGAAGGACAUCAAAGGCAUUCACUUCUUCGCUGUGGGCGUUGCUUCCUAAACUCCCGAGCUUCCUCGAGUUCAAGUUUACAACCGUGCCUUGCUCGAACAACGCCUAUUAUAUAUACACAUCUCAGGUCAGAUCGAUCAAUCCAUAUGCAUUCUCGCCUUCUCUUGAUGACAAUGCAAUAUCGUAUCAAUGUUUCUUGGUUCCAAUAGGUUACUACUGCACAUAUGCAUCAUGUAUGUAACUAUAUCUAGUUUGUUAGACUAUAUUUCGAGCAUUCGUUUCGUUGUGUUAGGUUCUUGCAAUUUCAAGAAUGCUAUGUUACUGGAAACCCCAAAACCAAAGAAAUGAGAGGCCACUGAAUUAAUGACAUAUGCUUUAAUUUGCUAAUA